CUGCUUUCUCUCCCUCUCUCUCUACCCCAAGCCUUUCCGCUUUCUCUCUCCCUUUCCCCGGCGUCUCUGUUUAUUUUUAGGGUUUUCCGAUUUUAAAAUCAGAGUCCACAGAAAUGGAGAAGAAGAAGCAAGGCUUUUUCUCAGCGCUCAGAGACGAAGUCGUCAGAAGCUUCACUCCUUCUCGUUCCAGACCACGUUCUCGUUCCGAGAGCCCGUCCCGUUCGAAUUCACACAUGAAGGCUCUUCUCUGGGGAAGAAAAAAGCUACUCGCGAGCUCCGGCUGCAGCCGCGGCGGCGGAGGAAAAUAUCACCUAGCGUCGCAGCCGGAGCCGUUAAUCGGAAGAUCGGAGAGCUUAAGGCCUGUGAUGGAAGGUCCUGAUCCAGAUAACGACGAAACUCAAACGGAUUCGAAACGACUCGGGUCGGGUUUAGGUCACUGGGUCAAAGGUCAAAUGUCACGUGCUCCGUCCGUGGCUUCAACUAGGUCGGACUUAAGGCUGCUCCUCGGGGUAUUGGGAGCUCCUCUCGCUCCCAUUCACGUCUCUUCCUCCAUCAGAGAUUCUCCCAUCGAAACUUCAUCUGCACAGUACAUUCUACAACAGUACACGGCGGCUUCAGGUGGUCAGAAGCUACAAAACUCUAUAAAAAACGCUUAUGCUAAUGGUAAGCUCAAGAUGAUAACCUCAGAGCUCGAAACUCCGACAAGAACUGUUCGUAGUCGAAACCCAACGAAGCCUGAAACAGGAGGUUUUGUUCUCUGGCAGAUGAAUCCGAACAUGUGGUAUGUUGAGCUCUCUGUUGGUAACAGUAAGGUUCGUGCUGGCUGUAAUGGUAAGCUUGUUUGGAGGCACACUCCUUGGCUUGGUUCUCACACUGCUAAAGGACCUGUCAGGCCUCUUCGUCGUGCACUUCAGGGACUAGAUCCAAGAACUACUGCAGCUAUGUUUGCUGAAUCCAAGUGUGUUGGAGAGAAGAAAGUGAAUGGUGAUGAUUGUUUCAUUCUGAAGGUGUCUACUGACCCUGGAACACUAAAGGCGAGGAGUGAAGGACCAGCAGAGAUUGUAAGACACAUUCUUUUCGGUUACUUCAGUCAAAGAACAGGACUUUUGGUUCAAAUCGAGGAUUCUCAGUUGACCCGGAUCCAGUCUAACAGUGGUGAUGCUGUUUACUGGGAGACUACGAUCAAUUCUUCUCUAGAGGAUUACAAACAAGUUGAAGGGAUUAUGAUUGCUCACUCUGGACGUUCUGUUGUUACCCUUUUUAGAUUCGGGGAAGUAGCGAUGAGCCACACUAGGACAAAGAUGGAGGAAAGAUGGACCAUUGAAGAGGUUGCUUUCAAUGUUCCUGGUCUGUCUGUAGACUGCUUUAUCCCACCGGCUGAUCUUAGGUCUAGUUCUGUACUAACCGAGGCAUGUGAGUACUCGGAUCAAGAAGAGAAAGGGAAGAGUGCGAUCGUGUUGGCAGCAGCUCAUAGAGCUAAAGUUGCAGCAUUGGAGAAAGGAAAGUUAGGCAAUGACACGGUAUGGCAUAUUGAUGUCUGAGUUUGGUAGAUUCGGGUAACAAGACUCACCCCUUGAAAUGAAACUAACUAACUCGUUUGUUUUAGCUGCUCACCUAUUAGGAGUUUGUUUACACUGUUGUGCUAUUUCGAUUCUUGUUUGUGUUUGUUAUUUUUUCCUGUCACCUCCAAUAUUUUUGAGUAAGGAGGUGAUGGGAUUUUGAUUGGUCUUUGAUUUGCAAAAAAUGGCGGUAGCAAGAGAAGGAGAAUUGCUGCUUACAUGUUUGAAUUUGAUUUCAAUGGAAAAUUCGCUGUUAG
This is a messenger RNA of Eruca vesicaria subsp. sativa (arugula), 1816 nucleotides long. NCBI's taxonomy places the organism in Eukaryota, Viridiplantae, Streptophyta, Magnoliopsida, Brassicales, Brassicaceae. The record is from the annotation of a GenBank genome assembly.